AUGGAAUUCUUCUUUGUCGGCGCUAUGACCCUUUUGGCCGCUAUGUACCCUCUCUACCAACCCAUGCUAGACUCCUUCGACUUCCCCUCCCAUAUCACAGGCCUCAGGAAGUCCAUCGCCGAUCUCACCCUAAAGAUUAUCUCAGAAUAUGAUGGACUACCUGAAGGUACCCCAGUCUCUGGUUUCUGGCAUGCUACGGAAUCAGGCCCUGCUCAUGUCUUUCCUUCCCAAUCCUGGCAAGAGACGGCGGCGUCGUUCCAGUCUCGUUUGAGCGGAGCGUAUAAGCCCAAUCCUUUUAUUUAUACCAUCCUGUUUUUCGUCUUCGCCAUCUUGGGUGUGUACCUCGUGUUCUCAAUCGGCGUGGCUUUGGCACAGUGGAGAGAGUACAAUAAAGUCAUGACCGAAAAAGCGAGAACAUCGCCCAUCCAGCCUGUUGGGAGCGGGAUUGAAAGUUUCCACGAUACCAUGAUGAAGAAAAAUCAUGAAUUUGUCUCCGGACAGAUGAAUGACUUCAAGACGGCCUUGCUUCAGGUCAUGGAGAGUGUGAAACAAACGCAGGGCAUGUUCCGAGAGCAGAUGGCUGCGCUGAAGCCGCAGGAGAAUCUGCAAACCCAGUUGCAAGACUUCGAGACCCGCUUGGCCGAAAUCAAAACCGCCACGGGCAAGAACAUGGACGCUCAAGUCAAGCAACUGCAGGAGCAGAUGAUCUCCUUGAAGCCACAGGAUCUGCUGGAGAAAUUUGAAGCGGACUGGGCUAGAAUGAAGAACGCUGCUAGCAAGGACAUGGAGGCUAAGGCCGAACAACUUAUGGACCCACUGGACGGCCGUAUGAUCUCGCUGAAGGAGCUAGAAAACCGAACGCACAUCCUCUAUCAGGACUUGUCCGAAUGGAAUGACACUGCUGGCAAGGCCGUGGAGGAUGUGAAACAACAAUCGGACCACCUGAUGCGAGACUUGGCUGAAAAGAAAAAGACUGCUUGCAAGGCCAUCGACGCUCAAGAACAACUGCGGAAAGAGGAUCUGAAGAUCAAAAUGCAGGAUCUACAGGACCGAAAGAAAGCGUUCGAUGCAAUGUUGAAAACUUUUGAGCAGCGCUGGGAUACCGAGUUGGGCCAAGUGCACAACAAGUUCGACGCGCUAUUUCAGAAAGUGGACUUGCAGGCUCGAAUUAACAGCCAAAUGUCAUUGUUUGAGGCAGAAGUGGGCCAGAAGAGACUUGAGCUGGCAGCUGACUUCGACCAGAAGGCUCGUGAUGGGUUGAUGGCAAUCCUCGGAGGACCGGAACGUGUUCAGCAGUUGGUCGUGAAGAUAUUGAAGGAGCUAAUCCUUCAUGAGAUUUCUUCUUCGAGCUCUGGUGAUUUCCAGUCGUUCGUCGGGCAGAGGGUUGAUGAGCUAGUGAAAGAGCAUGUACCAUUUUCGCUCCCUGAUCUAGACUCUACCAAUUCUCCGGAAAGACCCUCUAAGUUGUCGAGACGGACUCGCUGGCGCAUGCGUCAUCCUGGAGGCAGCGUGGAGGUCCCUGAACCCGGCAUGGCAGCCACUACAACUACUCCGUCUAGCGGCAAGACGGAGCAGAAUGUGCCCAAGCCCCAGGGGAAACCUCACGCUGGCCUCAAGGAGUCGACUUCCGCACCCUGGACCGGACCUGCAUCUCCGGUGACGACCGCUGACGCCAAAGGCAAUGCGGGAGAGGCCUCCAAGCCUUUGGAGAAGCCAUCCCCCAGCCUUCAGAGCUCGCGGUAUGAACCACAGGCCAGUCCGGCGUCUUCGGAGGCUGGUCCCUCUCGAAGCAAGGUGGCGGACGUCCCCAAGCCGCAGGGAGGCCUCGCAAGCUCGAUCCAUGCGGCCCCCGCCAGUCCUUCCGCUCCCGCCAGCCCUACUGUCCCUCAGACACGGGACAAGGGCAAGCAGCCCAUGAGAAACGAGACCAAAGAGGUAUCGGGACCUUCGAAGGGGCCCUCCCAAACUCCAAAGGGGGAUGUCUCUGGGCGAUCAUCGGCCCCAAGAGCCGAUGAUCAUAAGGGAGAUUUGAAGGUUUUUGGUCUUCAGGACUCGAAGGAUGCUCCCCAAGCUCCUAAGGGUCCUUCAGGGGCCAAGAUCGAGGCCAAGGGGCCAUCGACAAGUCAGGCCGUGGGAAUUGCCAGAGAGUUCGUACCCAGGCAGCCGUCUAGUCAAUCAGUUAACGCCCAGGGUUUCCGUAAGAUACCCCCUGCUGCUCAAUAUUCGCAAUCUAUUAAGGCAAAUGCUAAUACUUCUACUACAGAGCCGUCGAGGUUUGAUCCUGAGAUCUUCCCUAACCUUCCGAAACUGCCCCCCCGUCGGCCGCGAGCUGCUGUAGUCGGUCAAAAGCACUCAUUUGGCCAGGUUUUCGCGGGUAUUGGGGGGCAGGCGGAUAAGGAACGACCUCCUGCACGUCCGACCCAGAAGAUGGAAGUCGGGGGAUUGGCUCCGGUGAAGAAGGACCCGACCAAGGCGGAUCCAGGUCCUGCGGUUCCCAAAGAGCCUUCCAAGGCGCUGUCCCUCGUCGAUAAGGGAAAGGCUAAGGAAGGAUCGGGUCCGGCACUCUGGUCCGAUUUGGUCGAUGCAGACCUUCAGAGGCUGAAAGGCUCACCGGGCGCCAGCCAGCCAACAGCGGCCCCCCCAAGAACCAGUGUCCCUGCAGCUGCUGGGAUAGAGCCCUCGAGACCGGCCCCGCUAAAGGAGGGCAGCACUAAAGUGCACCCCGGGGUUGCAGAGUUGAGGUGGGCUCCUCAGCCUGGGACCGAUGCUCCCACCCCUCCUGCGGCUGCGGAAAAAGCCAACGAACUGCCUUCAGUCCCCCCAGGACUGGCAAAGUCGAUUUGGGCCGAUACUGUAUCGACCGAAGAUGCCGGCAAGGCACCGCUCGCAGAGAAGAAAGGGCCAGAUAAAAAGCCCUCGGGGGUGCAUCGCGGUGGGCUUCCCAGGGUCCGUGACGUGGAGGGUGAUGAGGGUCAGGGAGAAAUAGGAUAUAAUUGA
Molecule: messenger RNA, 2997 nt
Organism: Aspergillus affinis
Lineage: Eukaryota; Fungi; Ascomycota; Eurotiomycetes; Eurotiales; Aspergillaceae
Exons: 1
Coding region: 1-2997 (998 amino acids)
Source: RefSeq, a predicted model, not a curated record